This is a messenger RNA of Hemibagrus wyckioides, 5728 nucleotides long. It is a transcript of the gene slc25a29l, whose product is annotated as mitochondrial basic amino acids transporter. Gene Ontology annotation, biological process: mitochondrial L-ornithine transmembrane transport. The transcript is spliced from 4 exons. The record is from RefSeq and is a predicted model, not a curated record. Gene Ontology annotation, cellular component: mitochondrion. Lineage: Eukaryota; Metazoa; Chordata; Actinopteri; Siluriformes; Bagridae. Bases 2256 to 3125 code for a protein of 289 amino acids. Gene Ontology annotation, molecular function: high-affinity L-arginine transmembrane transporter activity.
UGGAUAUUUGUGAAUGCAACUUUCUUUGCAACAUAGUCAAUUUUUCCCCCAGGACUGACAUAUCCAAGCUUGCAAGAAAAUUUCAUGAGCUACACUUGGUCCUCAGGUCUCUUCCACAAUAUCCGUGGAUGCCUCGACACCCUCGCUUUCUCAGGACAACACAACCUAUUUUUACAACUUGUUCACACUUGAGCAGAAUGCUCUCUUAAUGCUCUCCUACUGCAAUAUCAUCAUGUUUUUCUUCUCAAAUGUGUAGAUCAGAGCACAAAUGCCAGAGAAAUACCGGUGUGUAAAAAUGCUUGUGACACUGGUUUAAGAAUCAUAUACUGAAUAGCACUGAUUUACACAGAUCUGUCCUCUCUCUCUCUCUGCUGAUCUCGAACCAGCCAAUCAAAAUGCCGUCCUUUUAUCUGCCUACUGUGAAGCCUAAAGUGUGCUCACACUGCCACACACUCACUUGUUUGUGUUAGCCAAGGACACCCUGGCGUUGCGCAGCGAAUCGAACAUUUUGGAUAUUUCUGUUAAGUGUGUAGCUAAUUUACCGUAACUUUGAUAUACUAAAGAUUACUGUAUAUCAUCCCAUAUGGAUAUCGUAAAUAUUGUGGCUUAAGAUGCAUCGUUUAUUUAGUGUAUACAUAAAUACUGAAAUCCUUUUAACACAUUCAGUCCUGUACGGCUGUCCUGAUAGUGUCGAACUGUUGAAAGAUUUAUAAUCCCGUUAUCGGGUUUCACACGGAGGAGGACGAGUUCCCUUUGUGAAUUCUGUUCCUCUCAAGGAUUCACCGCCACUGUCCCUCUGGCUUGGUCAUUAUGACGAUAUCAGUGACGAGUCCAUCGUACACAACCGAAUUCUUAUGACCGACGUAUUUUCUCUUCACAGAGAGGGAUGACAAAGCGUAAUUCUCACCAACACCAGCCUCUAUCAGCACAACCUGAUUGAUUGAUUUAUUGCUUUUUAAGCAACAAGGCUUUCCACAGCGAGACCAGAUAUAAGCCUACGUGUUACAAAACCAUCCAAAGCUUCUUACAAGACAGAAAUUCCAAAACACGCUCAGCUGGGGCUAAAGUUUUCCAACAAACAAGUCUGUGAAUAGAAGCAUUGUGUGAUCGUAAUCAAAGGCUUUGCAGUUCAGUAGGAUGUGUUUGAUAGUCAAUAGCAUUAGACAUAGAGGGCAGAACGAGGAGCAUCAUGCAAGUCUCAAAUGUCCCAGGGACCCGGGACCUAGAGAGGACAAUUUGAUCACGCCCGGCCGUACCGUUAGGAGAGGGAUCUUCUUUAAUUUCAUUGCAUUCUGACAUUUGUUAGAGGUGCUGCUGGUGUGUUGGUCGGACAUCCUUUUGAUACUGUUAAGGUGAGUUAAAUAUGUAUUUUUAAUUGAUAAUGUGUAUAGUUGAUGUAUGCGACUAUUUGUUAUGGAAGAAAAUUGAACAAAGCUCCAGAAUGAGCUUAUAACAAGAAAAUGAUGCGUUCAAAACCGUGUAUUGAAUCUAGGUCAACAUUGUUCUGGGGUUUCCUUUAUUUAAAACAAAACAAAACAACCUGUCCAUCACACAGGUUGGCUCGAGGGUCUGGUUGCGGGUUACAGUGUCGCAUGCAAAAGCACGCAGUAGCUGAACCUCUUUUCAUAUUUUGGCUGUGCAGUGUGUUCUCACAGUAACGUAUUGCUUGUUCCAACCACAGAUUAGAUGUCAUGAUCAUUUUGUGAAUGCUCUCUAAAGUAUGACCUUUCUCAUAGAAGAAAAUGAACACACACACACACGAACAUAUACGUGAAAGACUCUCAGCUCUGGCUCAGAGAGUAACUGUACACUGGUCCAUUUUCUUUGUGUGUGUGUGCGUGUGUGUGUGCGUGUGUGUCCUUUUUAGGGCACAAUUAACAUUAGUACAAUCUUGAGCUUGGAAUUUUAAGCUCGAUCUUAAUUCUAGGAUCAUGCCAAUCAAUCAUAUAUCAGUUUGGAUAGUAAAUACAGGAAAUAGUGUGAUAUCUAUUGAAAAGAGUGUUUAUAAAGAUGUUAGCUCGGUAUUAUGAUGAUUAUCAUGAAAUGAAACUGUUGAAGAUUCUAAAGGUCGCAGAGACUCGGUUCAGAGCUUUGAGAUACAAUGUGUUUCAUAGCCGCUGCCUAUUUUUCUUUUCUUUUUUCUUUUUUUCUUUUUAUCCUGUGUUCAUUGUGAACCCUGCUACAGGGGCUGUCUUUCACGGCAUAAGUGUUACUUUGUUGUAGAUGAGGGUGAGGGAUUUACAACCCCUGCACGGAUGGGUUACCUAGUAAGUACAGUCAAGGUGAGACUUCAGGUACAAAAUGUGGACAAGCCCCUGUAUCGUGGAACAUACCACUGCUUCCAGUCUAUUGUUCAUCAAGAAUCUAUUUUUGGGCUCUACAAAGGUAUUGGUUCCCCAAUGAUGGGCCUGACUUUCAUCAACGCCAUUGUAUUCGGUGUACAGGGCAACGCAAUGCGUAUGCUUGGCAAAGAUACCCCUCUUAAUCAGUUUCUGGCAGGCGCAGCAGCUGGGGCUAUUCAGUGCGUCAUUUGUUGCCCAAUGGAGCUAGCCAAGACUCGGAUGCAGAUGCAAGGCACGGGAGAGAAGAAGUCUUCCAGGAAGAUGUACAAGAACUCGUUGGACUGCUUAGUUCGCAUCUACAAGAAAGAAGGCAUUAGGGGCAUCAACCGUGGCAUGCUGACCACCAUUAUCCGCGAAACACCAGGAUUCGGAGUGUAUUUCCUGUCCUACGACGUCCUGACGCGUUCACUGGGAUGUGAAGCAGACGACCUCUACAUCAUUCCCAAGCUGCUCUUCGCAGGGGGCAUGUCUGGGAUUACCUCCUGGUUAUCUACCUAUCCAGUGGACGUUAUUAAGUCCCGCCUCCAGGCAGAUGGCAUAGGCGGAGUUCAUAAAUACAACGGAAUUAUGGACUGUGUCCACCAGAGCUGGCAGAGGGAGGGCUGGAGGGUUUUUACCCGAGGUCUAACCUCUACUCUUCUCAGAGCUUUCCCCGUCAACGCCACCACGUUCGCCACAGUGACUCUGUUCCUCAUGUACAUGCGAAAUGACGGCGGUGUAAAAGACUGCGAGCCUGAGCCUCAGUCUGUACAGCAAACACAGCUCCAGACCACAAGCCUGUGAGUGAAGGGGAUUGGAUCUCGUAUUCAGGCUCUUCACACAGAAUUAUUAUACAAUGCCUGUAUUUUUCCCUCUGUACGUACCCUGUUGGGAAUUUUAUUUCCCUUUUUAUCAAUUAUACUGGAAAACACUAUCAGCAAAAUUGUACCAGGUUUUAACGUUUUAUUUAUAAAGAGUAACACUGUGGGAAUAUUUUUUUUUUUUUUUUUUUUUUUUGACCCAAGUUUCUGAAAGAAACUCAAAGCGUGUUUUGCUAAGUUUAUCUCUACAGUGAGAUAGGGUUAAUGCUGCUAUGAUUUGUUUUUGUACUGAAUGUCCUCAGGAGGUAUGUUAUAAUCCAGGAAUUUGGAUUAAAUCAAGUUGGUGUGGGGAAAUAUAUGUGCAAGCAAAAUUGUUAAUGCUAAACUGUAUUAAACUGACUGAAGGUCAAGGGGAAGGGCAGGGGGUGGCCAUUUCAUUAGAAUGACAGAAAGAUAUGGGUCCAAAAAUAGGAUUACUCCGUCAAGUUCUUCAGCAGAAAUGACACAAUCUCUCCAGCUGUUUUUAAAAAAAUGUGCUGGUCACUCAUACACCAUAUGGCCAAAAGUAUGUGAACACCCGACCAUCACACCUACAUGUGCUUGCUGAAUAUCCCAGCUUUACAGCAAGCAUUAAUAUUUAGUUGGUCCACGUUUUUUCACUCUUCUAGGUAGGCUUUUCACUAGAUUUUGACUCUGGGGAUUUGUGUUCAUUCAGGCAACAAGGUUUUCAAUUGGUUUGAGAUCAGAGCUCUGAGCAGGACACUCAAGUGUUUCUACUCCAGCUUCUGCAAACUAUAGUUGAUUAGAUCAUACACCGACCAGACAUAACAUUAUGACCACCUGGGCACCCUGCAGUCUCGUACGCAACAAACUGCGAUGCUACGUGUAUUCUGACACCUUUCUAUCAGAACCAGCAUUAACUUCUUCAGCAAUUUGAGCAACAGUAGCUCGUCUGUUGGAUCGGAUCACACGGGCCAGCCUUCACUUCCCACGUGCAUCAAUGAGCCUUGACCGUCCAUGACCCUGUCGCCCGGUUCAACACUGUUCCUUCCUUGGACCACUUUUGAUAGAUACUGACCACUGCAGACCGGGAACACCCCACAAGAGCUGCAGUUUUGGAGAUGCUCUGAUCCAGUGGUCUAGCCACCACAAUUUGUCCCUUCGUCAAACUCGCUCAAAUCCAUCCUCUUGUCCAUUUUUUCCUGCUUCUAACACAUCAACUUUGAGGACAAAAUGUUCACUUGCUGCCUAAUAUAUCCCACCCACUAACAGGUGCCAUGAUGAGGAGAUCAUCAGUGUUAUUCACUUCACCUCUCACUGGACAUAAUGUUAUGCUUGAUUGGUGUAAGUGGACAGUUGAGAUGCAUAGACAGAUCCUGCCUGUAGAUCAGAUCAGAAGUGGACAGCUGAGACUCCAUAGACGUCCACACCUGGCAUUAUGAAUGCAUCUCCGGUCAUCAGAUUUCAUAUAUAGUUUCAUACAGUUUCAACAGCUAUAUGCUUCCAUCAUUGUGGCACCUAUUUGGGAAAGCCCCACAAUAGGGAGUGAUGACCUGCUAUUCACGUACUUUUGCCCAUGUAGUGCAUCUGCUCUGGAGUAAUUCAGUCCAUAUAGAAAACGGUGCUGCUGAGCUUCGAAACAACUUGGAUUUUUGCUUUGUCCGUCUCUCUCUCUCUCUCUCUCUCUCUCUCUCUCUCUCUCGGCAUUCCAAAGAAAAAAUGGAAUCUGAUUUGACGGUAAGCUUUAAUGCUUUUAACAUAGCAUAUCAAACUGUAGCUUAAAAAUCGCAAUUCAGUUAAAUCUUGAAAAUGUCAAAAGCAAAGCAAGCGUAAAUAUUCCUACAGCAUUUUCUGUACAGUACAACACACCGCUGUAGGUUUUCAGUGAGAAGACGUAAAUAACAGGAAUAAGACAAACCUCCUCUGUGUAAAGGUCAUGUAUAUAAUGUAUUAAAAAUAUCGCAUCAGAUGGAUCGUUGGCUGAAUUUGUACAGCAGUAAAUAAAAAAAAAAAAAAAAGAAAGAAAGGAGAAGAAAAAGACACCUCCCAGCUCUCAGCAGCACUGGUUACAGGGAACACGUCUCGAAAUCAUUACACAGUUCAACAAUAUUCUUUUUAAAGCUCAGUGAUAAUGUCUGAUGUCUGCACCUUAAUUAAUAUCAAUUACUCUCUUACCUUUUAUUACUCUAGGAUACGGUUUACCAGCUUCUUAAUUGCUGGUGCAUUAUUUUAGUGCUGUAGGAUCAUUUUAAAUAGUACGUCUGGUUUCAAUUACCUUAGAGAAGCUCUGCAGUGAUUUACCUACAGGCGUGUAGUUAGUGAUGCAUUUUUGUUUAUCUUUGUUUUUUUUAUGUUUAACACUAAGGCAAUAAAAUCAACAUUUAAAAUUUUUUUUAAUAUAAAUUCAAUAUUUUUAAUAAAAGGUCUCACACAUUCGUGUUUAUAAUUCAUUUUUUCAUCUUUUAUUUUUAUUUUUUUUUGGUCUGUCUUUUUACGUUACAUGGCAAAUGAAAUUGUGAAAACCAUUUCUACUUUCAUGAUUGUACAAAAUGGUAUUUAUUGAUGAAGUAAAGGGUAAUGGAAUUA